AUGGGACCCGAAUAUGACUACUUGUUCAAACUGCUUCUAAUUGGAGACUCUGGAGUUGGCAAGUCAUGUCUUCUUUUGAGAUUUGCUGAUGACUCGUACCUUGACAGUUACAUCAGCACAAUUGGUGUAGACUUUAAAAUUCGAACCGUGGAGCAAGAUGGAAAGACUAUUAAACUUCAGAUUUGGGAUACUGCUGGACAAGAACGAUUCAGAACUAUAACUAGUAGCUACUACCGUGGAGCUCAUGGUAUUAUAAUAGUGUACGAUGUAACAGACCAGGAGAGCUUUAACAAUGUAAAGCAGUGGCUGAAUGAGAUUGAUCGAUAUGCUAGUGAAAAUGUAAACAAGCUUCUCGUAGGAAACAAGUGUGACCUUGCUGAUAACAGAGCUGUGUCGUAUGAUACAGCAAAGGCCUUUGCGGAUGAAAUUGGCAUCCCAUUUAUGGAGACAAGUGCAAAGAAUGCCACCAAUGUUGAGCAGGCUUUUAUGGCUAUGGCUGCUGACAUCAAGAACAGGAUGGCUAGCCAGCCUGCAUUGAACAACACGAGGCCACCUACCGUGCAGAUUCGAGGACAGCCUGUUGCCCAGAAGAGUGGAUGCUGCUCUUCUUAA
Molecule: messenger RNA, 612 nt
Organism: Striga hermonthica
Lineage: Eukaryota; Viridiplantae; Streptophyta; Magnoliopsida; Lamiales; Orobanchaceae
Source: the annotation of a GenBank genome assembly